AGGACAAUGGGCCGGACCCGGAACUCUGGCCCUGUGAUGUGCCACCGCUUAGGCGGCUCGCCGCGCGCCACCCUCAGCCGCCUGGCAGAGGCGCGAGUGAGCACCGCGAGGCUGCUCCUGCUCGGGCGAGGGAAAUGGAGCUCGCCGAGGUGGACCUGGGCGACCCCGUGGAGCAGCCGGGCCGGGCCGGGGGGUGCAGCAGCGCGGACAGCCCGGCGGAGGAAGAAGAAGGGGAGGAAAGCGAGGAGGCGCUGUCGCGCAGCCGCGCCUCCUCGCUGGUGAACGGCCUCCUGACCGAGCUGUACAGCGUUGGGCGCGCCCGCCACCGCGACAGCGUGGACAGCUCCACCGAGGCGUCCGCCGGCUCCGACGCCUUCCCCGGCGGCAGGGGCAGUAGCGCCGAGUCACGCUUCCUGCAGGAGCUGCGGCGAAGGCCGGGCCAGCGGCACCAGAGGACGUACCUGGCGCAGAAAGAUACCAAUGAGUUGACAACUAUAAUACGCGAGCUGAAUUACAGAAUUUGUGUUCAGUCGGCAAAAUUGCUUCGCCUUCUGAAACAAAAGGACAGGCUUUUGCACAAAGUGCAGAAGAACUGUGAUAUUGUAACAGCCUGUUUGCAAGCAGUUUCCCAGAAACGGCGAGUUGACACCAAGUUGAAAUUUACACUUGAGCCAUCUUUAGGUCAGAAUGGCUUUCAGCAGUGGCAUGAUGCUCUCAAAGCAGUGGCUAGGCUGCCAACAGGAAUACCAAAGGAGUGGAGGAGAAAGGUCUGGCUCACCUUGGCAGAUCAUUACUUAAGGAGCAUAGCAAUUGACUGGGAUAAAACAAUGCGCUUCACUUUCAAUGACAGAAGCAAUCCUGACGAUGAUUCCAUGGGUAUUCAGAUUGUAAAGGAUCUUCAUCGAACUGGAUGCAGUUCUUACUGUGGCCAGGAGGCAGAGGAAGACAGAGUGGUAUUGAAACGUGUUUUACUGGCUUACGCCAGGUGGAACAAAUCUGUAGGAUAUUGCCAAGGCUUUAACAUUCUGGCCGCCCUCAUUCUUGAAGUAAUGGAAGGCAACGAGGGAGAUGCUUUAAAAAUUAUGAUUUUCUUAAUUGAUAAAGUGCUGCCUGACAGCUAUUUUGUCAAUAACCUCCGAGCGCUAUCUGUCGACAUGGCCGUGUUCCGAGACCUCCUGAGAAUGAAACUUCCUGAGCUGUCACAGCAUUUGGAUACUCUUCAAAGAGCUGCCAACAGGGAAAGCGGAGGCGGUUACGAACCCCCACUCACGAAUGUCUUCACUAUGCAGUGGUUCCUGACCCUGUUUGCUACAUGCCUUCCUAACCAUACAGUUCUAAAAAUCUGGGAUUCUGUGUUCUUCGAAGGGUCAGAAAUUAUACUGAGAGUAGCGCUGGCUAUUUGGGCAAAGCUGGGAGAGCAGAUAGAUUGUUGUGAAACUGCAGAUGAAUUCUAUGGCACCAUGGGAAAGUUAACCCAAGAGAUGUUGGAAGGCGACCUGAUUGAUAGCAAUGAACUCAUGCAGACUGUAUAUUCUAUGGCCCAGUUCCCUUUCCCACAACUAGCAGAAUUACGGGAGAAAUAUACAUACAACAUUACUCCUUUUCCUGCCUCAGUGAAAUCAGCUUCAGGAUGGCUGGGAAAAAUUAGAGACAGUGAUGAGGAGAACGACCUCGAUGAUGAAGAUUCCAUAGCUAAUGUCAUUGGUUGCCUUGGGCCAUUCAGUGGGUUUCUAGCCCCAGAACUACAGAAGUAUCAAAAGCAAUUCAAAGAUCAUAAUGAAGAGCAGAGUCUAGGUUCCAGCAAUAUCGCAGAGCUAAGCCCUGGAGCAAUAGAUGCCUGUCGGAGUGAGUACCACGCCGCUUUUAACAGUAUGAUGAUGGAACGUAUGACCACAGACAUUAAUGCGCUGAAAAGGCAGUAUUCACGGAUAAAGAAGAAACAGCAGCAACAGGUCCAUCAGGUGUACAUCAGAGCAGGGUCUGAAGAUGAUGACCCUGGGAUUAUGUUAGAUCCCAGGGACCAGCCGAAUAAUGAUAAAGGACCAGUUACUAGUCUUCUGCCCUCUCAAGUGAACCAUUCUCCAGUGAUCAACCACCUUCUGCUAGGAAAGAAGAUAAAGCCAACUAACAGGUCUUCCAAAAAUGCUAUUAUUCAUAUUCCAAAUCACGCAGGAGGCAAGAUGUCACCUAGUCCCCACGAAGAUCUUAAAACAAAGCUCAACUCUCCUUGGCGCACUCACAUUAGGGUGCAUCGAAAGAACAUAGCAAGAGCCAAAGGCCAGCUGGGCUAUGGAGAUACAAUAGGGUUAAUAGAAGAGCAGAAUGAAGGUGUGAAAACCAAUAGCCCCAAUGGGAAAGAAGAGGCUCCAAGCAAAUCUGAAUCUAUGGAAAUCGAAGGCAGUGAUUCAGAUGCCAGGACUGCUGAAGGACAGUCUCCUGAACCAAGUUACAAGGACGCCAAUGCCAACGCCAAUGUAUCAGCUGUUCAGCUGAAGCUCGAAGCCCUGGAACUUACCCAAAAUGACAAAGAUGAUGUUGAAUCAGUAUCGACUUCGUUCUGUCAGACACCUCCAUCCGAGUUCCCGAAUUCGCCCAGUGACAGAGGGACAGUGGCAAAAUCUCCCCAAGCUGCCAAUACUAAACCACAAGUCUUCAGUCCUUUUCCCAGUGUCAAGCCUCUCAGAAAAUCAGCUGCGGCCAGAAACCUAGGAUUGUAUGGUCCAACUGAGAGAACCCCCACUGUACACUUCCCACAGAUGAGCAGGAGCUUUAACAAGCCUGCAAGCGGUAACAGCGGGUCUAAAAAACGAUGAUGUAAAUACCGCUGGCGCAUCAUCAUCGUCGUCAUCAUCAUCUCAGUUUUUAUUAUGUGUGUGUGUUCAUCGUUCUGAAGGGGUUUCUGAAUAAUUUUAUUUCUUAAUUGAAAUAAUGAAGAUAAGUCGCAACUGGAACAUAAACUGUAUGAUCAAAGAUAUGUCUUUUAUAUAUAUAAUGUGGAGUAGUGAAAGUACACAGUGCCACAUACAAUUUUCAUGUUCAAAAAAUGAACAUUGACUUUCAGCAAUGAGAAGCUGUAAUACGGCAUUCAGUAGUGCAGUGGUAGGACAGUUUUUUCUUGUCAGUUCAUCAAGAAGACUGCUACCUUUUAUGGUUCAGUGGCUAAUUAGCAGAGCCUUGCAGCUGCCUCGAUGAAGUGCACUGAACUUCAAAAUUUCAGGCAGAUUAAAAUAUUUUUUUAAAAAAAACUGCUUCUGUAUAAUACAUACGGAAUGUAUUUGAGCAGCUGACACAUUAGCCGUGUUUUAGCAUUUUCCACUCUAAUGCCAUUGGUGUUACUUCCUUUAAUUAUUUUUGAUAUAAUAAUUAUCACCUUAGGUCAGGUAAAAAGGGAAGUUGAAAUGUUUUCUAUGACUUGAUCGUGGCUCCCUAAAUGAUGACCUUCAGUGAGUCAUGGGACUGUAGGAAUAUAUAUGUAAAUCUGUUAGUUGAUUUAUCACUAAAAUUCCUAGCAGUAUCUGGUAUUAAAGACAAAUCUUCCUUAGCCUUUUUGAUAAGGUUAGGUCACUUUUCAUGUUAACUGCUGGGCAGUGUUGCUUCCACAGUGUGUGUUAAUUCCCUAAUGUGUCAGCUUCCUAGCUGAGGAAAAUUUAUGGCUGUAUCUUGAUGAUGUAAGAUCGUCUUCAGUGUACUACUUAACUUUUUUCAGGCAGUGAAGGUUUUAGCAGUUUCCCCCAGAUCUUGUCCCUUGCUUCUACAUUUGAAGUGAGAUGAUCUAUUUUGCCUAACAAGCUUCAAGAGAUUAGAGGUGAUUAUCACUAGGGUGUAUUAUCAUGUAAACAAUGGUUAAAAUUCCAAAACUUGACAGUCAGUAUGGAGAAAGGGACCUCCUGUUUCUCAGUCUCCAAAACACUGUGCAGUUCCCCCCCCACCCCAUUUCUAAAACAUAGAAUACUGCUGUGCAAUAGUUUCAGUGUUCGGUGGGAAUCAGUGAACAAACUAGCUGUGUAGGCUUGGGGAAAUUACAAACUCUGAAACAGUUUUAGAUUUGUAAAGAGUAGGAGCCGACCUCACAGGACAAAUGUAAGGACUAUAAGUGCAGUGUAAUGUUAAGUGCAAUAAAAAAUAGUACGUGCUGCCAUAACAACAAGAGUCAUUCUAGGGUAAAAAACAGAAGUCCGUUAUCCACAAAAGAUGCUGUCUAUAUAUAUCCUGUUCACAAUAGCUGUGAGCUAUUAAGCCCAGGUGCAUGAAGGAAGAGUACACUGAUGAUGAAUCAAUCCUACUUACAAUUUGUGGAGUUCUCUGUUACAGAAGAGCUCCUAUGUCUACACAUUCUUCCAUUAUCCUUUAGCUGAAGUCCUCUGAAUGGGGAGCAUCUCAUCCUGCAAUCCACAGUUGGUUCAGGAAAUGUAUACCCACAUAAGCACAAUAAGAAUCCUCCAGGCUUCUCUAAGUAAUAGCUCUUAGGUUGCAAUCCUGCACAGAGUUGCCUGAAAGUAGUCCAAUUGAACGUAGUUGAACUUCCUUCUGAAUAGACAUGCAUGCGAUUGCGCUGAAUGUGUCUCUUAUGUUUUCAGCGAACAGAUAAAUCAGCAAAUGCGAAUAAAGUAUCAGUGCAGAAUCUAAAGUAUCAUGCACCUAGAUUGCUAACAAGUUUUGGUUUUCUCGUGAUUUCUGAGCAGCAGUCUACAUGCUUCACAGCAAGCCAAUUAUGAACCUGAGGAAGGCUCAAAAACAGUUUGUGAUAUGGCUCCAGGUGGCCGUACUUUUAAAAAUAAAAAAUCCUACUGUGUCGGCUUGUCCAAUGUACUUCUUUGGGCCUCAGUUGCUGAUUCUCCAGUAUCCUAUAAAAGGCAUAGGAUUUGGUGCUCAAAACACUGACCCAAAACCAAUUUGGAUUCCAACUUUAUUUUGGAAAUCUCUAUAGUUUCCUACCCUGAAAGACAAUCAUAUCCUUCGCCGUGUGAAUUUUUCAGAGCUAAUGUUUCUGUAAAAAUUAUUUUGUUCCCAUUCUUAAAGGAGUAAUGAAAGCAGCUAAAUGAAAUAAGCUAAAAUUAUAUCCAAGAUUAGCAAUUUGCAAACCCAUAACACGUUCUGAAAUUGCUUGACACUCCAUUUACUCCAAUGGAAAGAACUAGUGGGAAUCUUAUUUAGGAUCUACCCUGUGCAUGCACACAAGACGUUUCAGAGUUGUCUGAUGCUGAUGUCAGUGUCGUAUGUGGAAUUCUGCAUGGGUACUGGAGCCUUCCCCUGUCCCUGCACAUCAGUAGGAGCAGCUAGUUUUGGCAUGGUGUCUCUACCUUUACAUUAUUAUGAUAGGUAGUUCUGGACCCAUCACUGUUGCCAGCUGAGUGAUGCCGAUAAGAAACUGAAAUAACUUACUGGGUCUGUCUGCCUUUUGUGCGCUGUGAUUUAAGAUACUUUGGUGUUAAACUUUGUAUCUUAUAAGACUCUUUGAUGUAUACAAUGUACUAUAGAUACUGUAACAUUAUAAAUAUAUACAGGAUAAUAUAUACAGGAUGUAUGAAAUGGUGUCUUUGUUGGAGAAGUUUUAUCUGCGUUUGUGUCUUGAGUCCAAUGGGUAUAGUUGAUGCCAUUUUCUCUCUUGUAGAUUAAAUAGGACUUACCAAUAAUGCAUUUUAAAUAAUAAUAAUAAUUUGCCUCCAAUUUCUUGCAAUAAGGCAGGGUUUUUAAAUCUCAAAUAUUUCUAACAAAACAAAAAUGCACAGCCCACGAUUAUCCAUGCUGUGUGCAUGAGCUACAAAUGAUCUCUUGUAGAUAAAUAUUUGUAUCAGUAUGCCUUUCUGGUAUACAGAAUACACUAGAUGAUAUGAUAUUGUAAAAAACAACAACACCCUAAUUACUGUGCCUGUGAUAAAAUAGAAAGCAGUUCCUUUGCAAUUCUCUCAACAUUAGAGUCUCAUGAGCACAUUAUAAGAAUACAUUGAAAUGAAUCAUCUGUGCAACUUGUUCAGAGGCAAUCCUUGUGAGUUGAUAAGCUGCUUAAAAAGUCUCACUAUUGGUCAAAGCAAAUGGUUAUGUACUGUUCCUUCCAUUGUGUCAAAGAAAGUAAUGUUGUGUACAACAACAUGAUAUAUAAUAAUUAGAAGUAUUUCAAAUUAAUCCAAAUGGAUGUUGUAUGUUUACAAGCAGCUUGUGGCUCCAGCUGCUAUAAGUGAAGCUAUUCAGAGCAUCAUUCCGCACAGUUAAUCAUCACAUUGCAGCCAAUACUUCAGGAUCCCCGUCCCCCAUUUCUGUGUUUCGUUUCUGUUUCAUUAUGUGCUUAUUAUACAUGUUGCAGGUUUGCUUGCGUCUUGUAUGUCAUCCUUCGAGGUUUGUUUUAAUUGUUAUACUAUUUGUGUGGUACAGGAAUGCAGCAAAUGAUACACAGAUACACCAGUCGGCUGAUAACAUGUUCAAUUUGGGGAAUUUAGAGUGUGGACUUCAAUGUGAUUGUUUGUUUUGAAGGUGAAACUGUCUCAUCUUUGAAUUGGUACAUUUGUUCACGCAAUUAUAUUCAUGGUGAUACCUGUACACCAACUCUUGAGCGUUUAGUGACAGAUAGUUGAUACUAGAUCAAAGCCUGAUACACAGUAAAACAGUUUAUGUAUGUACUAAUCAGUUGCCUCGUAUCCAAAAUUAGCUGCAUGGUGUGAGCAGUCUGGGUGGAGGGCUUUGAGAGUGCAAGGACCUGUCAAGGGUGUAGUGCAUCUGAAUGUGUUCUGCACAUUGCACUCAUGUCUUCAUCCCUGAUCCACUGCUGCAAAUGGACACUGUUUUGACUACACCUUGCCUCUUAGGAAGUUGUGUUGUGGGACGUCUGGAAGCGACGCCUUGGCAUGCAUGUGUUCUGGAAUUAAUUUAUUGCUUUUUCAGCUGAAGCUGCCAAGAGCACUUGCAACCAUUUUACGCUGUUAUGACCAUUGUCAGUAAAAUCAAAGCCUGCAAAAAUAAUAAAAGCAGAGUUAUAAAGCUAGCUUCUGAAAAAAGCACUGGAAAAUGAAAUAGUUUUCCAUAUGGACAUGGUACCUGGCAAGCCAUCGUGGAGACGCUGUUCAGAGCUGGAGUGUCAUGACAGAGAAAGUACGAUCUUAACCCACCUUGCUAAUGGUAGCAACAGAACGAGAAGGCUUUCACUAGGAAGGUUUUCCAUAACUUUCUCUGCUAUGACACCCCAACUCUGAAUACCCUCCCCAGGAUGGUUCGCUUGGGUUCCAGUCCAUUGUAUUUUAGGCUUCAGAUGAAGAUGGACCAGGAGCCAAUGUAGUACAGUAGUACCUUGGAAAUUGAAUAGAAUCCAGGAAGCUCCUGCAGCAAAUCGGAAGCCGCGGAAGCCCCGUCUGAUGUUCGGCUUCCCACAAUAGUUUGCAAACUGGAACAGUCACUUCUGGGGUUGCGGCGUUCGAGAGCCAAAACGUUUGAGAACUAAGCUGUUGGAAAACCAAGGUACAACUAUAGUUUUAAAACUGGUGGUUUGUGUUCUAUUCUCUUGCUCCUAGUUAAUAAUUUUGCUUCUAUAUUUUGAAUGAACUCCAGUUUUUAAUUGUCCCAGUUAAAUGGAGUUCAUUCAAAAUAUUGCCACUCCCCUCCCGUUACCUCUAGUAUUAUCAAGCAAUUAAAGUCAACUACCAUAUUUUCUCAGCUCAAUUCAUGACAGCCAGAGCUGUAUACGAAAUCAUUCAGAGCUUUAUUGUGCAUGCAUUCAGUAUGGAAAUCAUGCUCUUCUACUAUUUCUAAAUCAAACUAUCUAUGCAGCUUGCAUCUUUAUAGACCUUUCCCCCCAAAAGGUUUCCAAAGAUAGAGAAGUAAAGCAAAAUUAUGUUGUUUAGGGGGCAGAAGCAAUUCUAAGUGGGGGAAAAAUAAUUUCCCACUUGAUCACUAGAUGCCACUAUUGGUCUACACACAAACCACUUUGCAGUUGCAGAAUGCUGGUGUUUGUUUGCAGAGAUAUAUUGGAAGUUCUAAGAACAUUUUCUAUAUGAGUUUAAUCUAUCUCAGGUGUAUUCAUGUGCUGCUAUGGAAAGAGCUGGCUAUCUUGAAAAUUACAAUACAGUGUUCAUUCUUUCGUCUUUAAUGGAAACAGUACGGCGAGACAUUCCUUUGUAUUGGAUUCAAAUGUGUUGGAGGGAAGGUGUUGGCUGCACUGAACGGUUCAUGCAAACUUUUUAAAGGAACACACAAAAUAUUGGGUGGAAUAUCAUUGCAUUGAGGCUGCAGGUUGUUGUGUUGCAUGCUUAACACUUGUGGAAUGUGUCUGCUACAAUUUUUUUUCUUUUAAAACGUGUUGAAGCUCCUGCAAUGUAGUUACUUAAACAAGAACGAAGAAACUGUUAUUGUUUACCCAAACUCCAAACAUGCAAUUCAAGUGCCUUUCACGCUAGAUUAUUGGCUCCUAAAACUGUGUAUUAAAUGCCAUUUUCACUUGAGAAACCUGCUUAGGCUGGGUGAUGAGCAGUAUUAAGGUGCUCAAGCUGCUUUUAAUAAUAAUUGUAGCAAUGGAAAAAGCUUAACUUUCUCUUCCACUACAUCCUUCUGCAUUAGACACUGCAGACUUUCUGCCAGUUGACAGUACCGUACUCUGAUGGGCUAAAGUAGAUACCCUAAACACAUUUAGUGGUGAGUAAGCCCCAUUGCCAUAACAGGGCAUGUCAAAGUAAAUACACAUAGGAUUGUACUGCCAGUCUGUGGUAUUUUCCUUUAAAACCUUGUAGCGUAAUCCUAAAUGCGUUUAUUCAGCUGUAAGCACUGAGAUCAGCAAGAUUUUAACAAUGUAAUCCUAAGACAUGCUUCCUCUGAAGUAAAUGCCACUGAUUUCUGAGAGUGGGGGAAACAGACAGACCUGACUAAUGGAAUGUGUCUGCACUUUUUCAAGACUUGGAAUCAUAGAAAUGUAGAGUUCGAAGGGACCAUGGGUCAUCUAGUCCAUCCCCCUGCAUUUCAAUGGGGCUUACUCCCACGUAAGUGUGCAUAGGAUUGCAAACUAAAUUAUAGGAUUGCAGCUAUAAUCUAAGACACAAGGACUAAUAAUACAUAUAAUAAUUCAUUGUUUUAUUAUAUAUUCUGUCUUAUCUGCAAUGACACCUGCAAUAUUUAAGAACAUCAAACUAUUUUGACACACAAGAACCUAGCAUUGGAACAAAACUGAUCCAUUAAUUUCAGAGAGUCUACUCUGCGCAACACUUGGCUGGGCACAACCCAAUUAAAUGUAUCACCAUAGUUCUAUAAGAAGCCACCAAAUAAAAACCCCUUACAGUUCUGCCUAGAAAUGUUUCUGGGCUUGGCCCCACAUGGCUUUCUUAGGUAGGUGUUCCACAGCUGCAAAGCUACUGCCAAGGGCCAGGUAGAUGCCUUAUUCACUUACCCACCCUGACAGAUGGUGAAAUCCUUUUUGUAAUGGCUGUUCUGACAUUAAGGAGCACAGGGUUGCCAUAUUUCAAAAAGUGAAAAUCUGGACGCAAUAGUUGAGGUUUUUUUUGUGUGGAAGGGGAGCAAAAUUGUCAGGCUUUUGUUUUUAAAGAGUUUUAUAGCCUAGAGGUUAAGAUCAGCCUGAACAGGACCAGCGCUAGACCAUGGUGUAGAGGAUGCAAGCAAUUGAGUGCAGGUUCGGACCUACAGAAGGUUGCAAAGACCCCUUAUAGAAAUGGAUGAGAACUGGAAAACCGCACACAUUUUUUCUGUAGUGCAGAGGCAGUGGAUUUCUACUGCAGAAAAAGCAUGAACGUAGCAAAACAAAGGCCCUGCUUUCCUGCAUGUGGCCUGUGUAAGUGAAGAUAUUUGAGAAAGCACCAGAUAGUGAAUUCAAGGAAAUGGAAUUUACUUCCAUGUGUAAUCGUUCUCAGAUUCUCUCUCUCGGUCUCCCCGCAUCCCUAACCCCCCUGCCCCAGAUGAGUCAGUAUCUCUUUUAAUGUUCCCGAGUGCCUCGGUGAAACAUAGUGUUUAUCUAAGUUCCCAAUCCAAAUCGGGGGGCCUCCCCCGCCAAACCAGAAUGGCUCAGCCACGGAUGUGAUCUGUUCUAUAAUAAAUGAAAUGUCGAGCUGACACACUUGCAGAAACCACACCAAGAUGAGAAGUGACUUCUCGCCUACUCCACCCAAUACAAAAAUGUCCGACCUAUUAUUCUAGUAUAUUUUUACCAUAUGUAUGUGUGCCUGUAUCUUUCACUGCUGCCUGUUAUUGCCAUCUGUGAUUCAGGCUGAGAGCAAUAAUAGGCACUCUUUUAUGUCAGUGGGUUGGUGGGAGCGUGGAAAAGAAAUUAACAUGUGGCCAGUUGCUAUAUCUAGAGACACGGGACUUAUGUAUUUGUGCCUCCUUCCUUUUUUCUUGCUCUGUGCCUGCCCUCCCGUUAGGCAGAGUUGGAGUUUGGGGUGUCAUGAACGGGCAGCGCAUUGUUAGUUAGUUUGUUAUCAUUGUAUUUUGCAUUGUAGCAAUGCGCGGGAGAGACAGUUGUGCUUGUGGGACAGAGAGGUGACAUGAUACAAGUAUGCAUGGCAUAGAGAAAAUGGAUAGAGUUUUUCUCUUCUCUGAUAACACUAGAACUUGCAAACAUCUAAUGAAGCUGAAUGUUAGACAGACAAAAGAAAGUACUUCACUUAAAUAAACUACAGAAUUCACUCCCAGAAGGGGCAGUGAUGCCCACCAACUUGGAGAGACUUGGAGAAAUCCAUGGAGCAUAAGACUAUCAAAGGCUGCUAGCCAUGAUGGUUAUUCUCCCUCCACUGUCAGGGCAAUAUGCUUUUGAAUGCCAAUUUCUGGGACUCACAAAAGGGGAGAGUGCUCUUUUGCUUGGGUCCUUUUUGCAGGCUUCCCAGAGUCAGCUGGUUGUCCACUGUGGCCAUUUAAAGUAGACAGUGUAUAAACAAGCCCUUAUUUAUGCCCGCCAUAACAGUAUUCUCACCAUUGGAAAGACUGAGAUAGCUAUUGUUACCACUAAAUUGCUAUUAUGCUACUUGGACUUAUUUGUAAGCCACAGCAGUCCUUUUGCUCGCAUUUGUAUCAAAUAACACCAGGAUAGGAUUGGGGUUAAUUUUAUGGAGUAAUGACUUUGAAAUGGUUCCAUCUUCACUAUGUUAGAUUUUAAUGCAAUUCAGAACCUAGUGUGUUGUGUUGUGUUGUGUUGUGUUGUGUUGUGUUGUGUAGGAGGUCUUGUUUCCUGUGAGGGCUGUACCACUUGCAUUGGCCUCAUGACGGGCAAAUAUUUCUUUAGGGACUACUGAGGAAUAAUGGCAGGCAGUGCACAGAUCUUUAAACCUGCGGCCCUCUUUCAACUGCAACUCCCAUCAUACCUGACCACUGGCCAUGCUUGCUGAGGUUGAUGGGAGUUAGGGUCCAAUGGCGUCUAGAGGCUUUGAUUGCCUAGGUUCUGAGCAUUAUGCCAUGGCUGGCCCUGCCAUUAGGAAGUUAGUGGCAGACUGGGGCAGAAGGAUGGCUUGAGGAGAAGCAGAAGGGAGAAUAGAAACCCCCAAUCUGUUAUAGAGCCAAACAUGGAUUUCUAAAAAACAAAAACCACACCACACACAAUUAGAGCUCUGCUGGAUGAGGCCAAGAGUCCAGUUUCCAAUCAUGGAUUCUCAGAUGUCUCUGGGAGGCUCACAAAUCAGAUGUGAUGGCAAUAUCCCUCUACUGUUGCUGCUUCCCAGUGGCUGUUUUUCAGAAGUAUUUAGCCUCUGAAACAGGGCUGAAUAUCAUUUACCUUUAAAUCCAUUUGACCUAGUGGCUAUCACCACAUAUUGCAGCAGCAGGCAGAUUUGAUGAAUUAAUUAUUUUUAUGCAUGUAUAUUUAUUCCAACUUCUUCUACAUCACUUUAUGUCAAAUAGGCCCCAAAGCGGAUUCCAUAAAAAUGUUACAUCCAGAAGAAAAUUCAAUGAAAACAGACAUAAUACUUCAUAACGGUUAUGUUCCAGUUACAUUUCGUAACUAGGUAUUUUCUUUUAACUGCACUGAAUCUUCUGCCAGCUGGUUUUUGUGGAUGAUCCCAGGUUCUAGUACUCUCAGAGAGGGAGAGAAACCUCUCUUCUGUUCACUUUCUUUGCUCCACAUAAAAAAACUCUGUCACAGUCUCCCUUAACUGCCUUUCCCCCACUAAAAACAAACAAAAAACCCAUCCUGGUUGUUGUAGCCAUUCUUCACAGAGACAGCACACUGAUCAUUUCUGCUUUCCUUUUACGAUCUUUUCCAGCUUUAAAAUACCCUUUUUGAGAUGUGGCAGCCAGAACUGCACACAGCAUUCCGAACAUAGCUGCAUCAUAAAUUUGUAUAAAGACAUUAUCAUACAGGCCAUAAUGUUUUUCAUCCUGUCUCCUUUUUCACAGAUGGUAGGCAGGUCUAUGGAUCCAGGGGCUUGUGAGACGAGCAAAAACAUCAUGCCCACCUCCAUGAGGAGGAGCCGUAGCUAAGCAUAAGAGCACAUGCUUUUUACCUCCUCGUAUAUUCAGGCAGGUCUGUGAAAUACUUUGUCCUGAAACCUGAGAGAGCCACUGCCAGCCAAUCAGUGAAAUAUUGUGUCUAGAUUGCACACACACUAUACCUUUAAAGCACAUUAUAAGCACACUUUCUCUUCUCCCCUCAAAGUAUCAUGGGCAUGGCAAUUUACCCCUCACAGAAUUGCCAUUCCUAGCAUCGCUUAACAAACUACAGUGUCCAGAAUUCUUUGAGGGGGGAAACGUGCCUCAAACGUGCUUUAAAUGUAUAGUGCGUACACAGCCCUAGGUGGCCUGGCCUGACGUAAAGGAACUUCCUGUGAAGCUAUAGAAUCCAGAGUUAAACAAACCCAUCCAAAGGGUAAGUCGUUCUUGAGUUAGUGCUUCAGUUUUAAAAUUUUAGUUGUGAGAGCUUCAAGCUAGAAAGUAGCAUUGGGGUAGUUGCCAAAGCUCCAAGUGUCCCGAUUUUCCAGGGACAGUCCCGGAAUUAGGAAAGCCAUCCUGGCUUCUGAUUUGAUCCUGGAACGGCCCUAUUUCCUCCAUCUGUGCUGCUGCCACUGAACUCGGGGAGGAGGAUGAGCUGGCACUUGUCCCAAUUGACGACGAUGGUUGCUGCAGUGGCUGCGAGGCAGCAUCCUGUUGCCUCUCCAUGGCCACCGCUACCGGCCUCCUCCAUUGGGCCACUCAUAGCUGCUGUUGGAGACUGGGUGAGGAGAAUGAGAGCCUGCCACACCCCUGAGGCCCAGCCCCAUGCGACGCACUGGCUCUGAGGGGCAGGCAGAGGGCAGGGCCUCCUUGGGCGCGAAAAAUGGGGAGCGGAGCGCAAACCAUCUUGAUUAUUAAAAAGAAAAGCUCUUUCUAUGGGGACCGUGUGUGUGUGUUUUGUAAAUCUACCAAAGAAUUAAAAAAUAAAACCAGGAUUAAGGGAUUUUCUCAGGAUGGUAGAGGGUACGUGCGCUGUGUCCCAUUGAUGAAGUGGUGGUGGCACUCACCUUCUGAGAAACGUCCUUAUUUUCAUCUGAGGAAUGUUGGAGGGCCUGUAGCUGUGGCAAUGCAGUGUGGGAAAAGUGCUCAGCAAAUGUGGUUCCAGGGACACACAUUUUGGAUGCCCAAAAUGAUUGAGCUCAGAAACGUAGCAUGGUGGCAUGUCAUCUGGCCUCCCAAGCUUCUGAAGUUAGCUGCCUCUGGUUUAGAUUACAGAACAGUUUUUUCCUGAGCCAGUUCACAUUGUGGCAGAACCAACUGUACUUCCAUUUCCAUAAAGCUACGGGGAGAGAAGUCCUUGCUGCAUACCGAAGAGCCAUGAACUCAGAGGAAGUAAAGAUUUAAUGAGAUGAAUAGGGAAUUGGCUGUGAAAUACAAACAGGGUUUUUGCCGGCCAGGUGUGUAAUUCUCAGAUCCAAAACUUCCCCUUGGAAUAAUAGCAAUCAUUAAAAUGGCAUGCUCUUGUGAGUAAUUUAAAGAUGAUGAAAAUUGCCAAUGUACAAAGUUAAAAGCACAAAAAGGAGGUGUAUGUGUGGGGAGCCCUUUCAUGUUCUUAUUUCCUAGCACAAUUCAAAGAGAGAUUUUAAAAACUGUACACCGUGUUGAUCUUGCUAUAUUAAACUUCAUAUGGCAUUGCCAUAUAAAGAGGACACCUUUGAGUUGUAGUUUGAUCAGAAUAUCGGAUGAAAAACAACAAGGCUGCGUGUGAGAUAGAGCACGAGAUUAGGAGAUGGUGCUCUAUUUUUUCAUGUCUAAAAGAAAAUGCUUCUAUUUGGCCCCCUCUUUCCACCACAAACCAUUGUGAAAGGAAAUCGUCUUAUGCCAACCACUUGCCAUGACUUCAACACAAAACAAUCUCAUUUUCUUUUAUGUCCACAUGCCUCUGGUAUUCAGUGGAUUAUGCUUCUGACUAGAAUCCAAGUAUUUGUGCAGUUUAGUGCAAAUUCCUGAUGUGAUUCAAUAUUUCACAAUAGCAUCAAAGGGAAAUUCCCCAGUUAAUGAUUCCUCCCAAUUAAUAGGGAGAUGGGAAUUGCCCUAAAAGGCUCCUGCAAAUAAUGGGCACCGAACAGACGGCAAAGAUCAGAUAGGCUUAAGACAGAGGAGGUAGCCUGAUUCAAUGGCCUAGGGCAGGAAAAGGGGAAUGAAUUAUAAACAAAGGCUACCCCUGAUUGUUAAAAGUAAAGGCUGUCAUUAAUGAAAAAUUUAAAAAUUCCUUGUUAUAUACGAGAGCCAAAAUGCUCCCCAUAUAAGCGCGUUCUUCAGCUUCAGUCCCUCUGUUUAAACAUUCCUUCCUCUUACAGCUCAUGGUAAAUACUCGACACCCCCCAUUAAUCAGUGGAACAUCUUGCUGCUUCUUUCUACAUUUCAGUUUAUUACCAUCAAUCUUGAUUGGAUUUCUGUUUUGGCAUGUGGGCUGCUUAUUUUAAUAUAUAUGUUUAUAUCAGGAUUGAUGAACUAUUCUUAUUGCCAAUGUCGGCUGAUGUUGUUGUUUUCAUUCAGAGAGUAGAGGAACACACACACACCACUUAUUAAUAUGGGUACCUGGAGAUGCACAGAACUGAAUCUGGGAUCUACUGCAUUCAAAAGAUACUCCGGAGCCAUU
Zootoca vivipara (common lizard) is the source of this 15004-nucleotide messenger RNA. It is a transcript of the gene TBC1D30, whose product is annotated as TBC1 domain family member 30. The record is from RefSeq and is a predicted model, not a curated record. Lineage: Eukaryota; Metazoa; Chordata; Lepidosauria; Squamata; Lacertidae. Gene Ontology annotation, cellular component: endoplasmic reticulum.